AGUAAAAUAAUAUUUUACUAAUAGAUUAAGAUAAAAAAUGCCACCAAAGAAAAACAAAUUAAAACAAAGGAAUAAACAGCUCAAAAUUAUACAAUCUAAACUUAUGGAAAUAAGCCUGAAGAUUGAUAAUUACAUUUACAAAAGCAAGCCUAUAUCUCUGAAAGAUGCCCAGACCUAUUAUGAAGAAGUGUGUUCAUAUAAGCAUCAGUGUGAAGGCAACGCUCGUAUGUUACAGGUUAUAGACAAACUGAAGCAUCAACUGAGGGCCCUUAUUGAAGAACAUUGUGAUGAUUCUUAUAAUGUACAAGAAAUUAUUGAGAAUAGUAUAACUACUUGUCCAAUGUCUCCCACCUAUUCUUUGCAUGAUGCAGAUCGCACUGAUGUCCAUAAUUACGAAGUGACAGCGGUAAUAGUUGAUGAUGACAUGAAUUACAAGCAGAAGGAAGAUAAUAUUGAUAAAGGUGAACAAAUUGAAUCCAUCGAUUUAUAUGGCGAAAAGGAUUUGGAUGAAACUAUCAUAAUAGAUAAAGAAAAACAAGACGAGAGCAGUAUAAUAAAGAAGUUAGAGAAGUCUCUAUCCCAGCUUACAGUAAAGAUAAAUAAUCCAGAGCUGCUUCAAACUAAACAUCACGAAACUAAAACUGCAAAUAAAGAAAUCAUUUCGCAUUGUGAAAGAUCUAAUCACAGUAAAGAUACUUCUCAAAAUAGUGCUGAUACAGUAUCGCAUUGUGAUACCAAAAUUAGUAACAAUACAUUCGAAACUAGUAAUAAAAAUUUGAUGCACAGUAAUAACAAAGUUCCAUGGACAAUAUCUAUAACAAAAAUGUUGAAAAUGACUUGUCAUGGAUUGAAAAUAUUCGAUAUAUUAGGGAAGUUGCGCCUGAUGAGGUAG
This is a messenger RNA of Amyelois transitella, 892 nucleotides long. RefSeq lists its product as uncharacterized. The coding region runs from base 38 to 892 and encodes 284 amino acids. Lineage: Eukaryota; Metazoa; Arthropoda; Insecta; Lepidoptera; Pyralidae. The transcript is spliced from 4 exons. The record is from RefSeq and is a predicted model, not a curated record.